AAAACUUCUCUUUCUUGAAUAUAAAUACUUCUCCUUCCGCGCCAAACACAAAAAUCAAAACAAAUCCACAGACUCGAAGAAGAAAUUGAAAAUGGUACUUGUUUGCUUCGUGCUAGAUCUCUGCAACCUCUCGCCUCCAUUGCUCAAAAACCUAAAACAAUCCUUGCUACACCUCGCAAAUUUCUACGCCGUAUCGUCUCCUUCACGCCGCCAAUCGCACUCUCUCAUUGACAAAAUCGGCUUGUGUUAUCUCUUAAAACACCGCACUUCUCUCUCUCACGAGCUAAAGAUCGGUUAUAGUCCUAGAGGAAAUUUCAAUCUCCGUGACUUCCAUCACGCCGUUAAUAAUGUGCCUACCGAUUCCUUUUUGCCUGAAAUUAACGAUUCUGGAAGUCUCCGUUCAUUCGAUGUAAAGCUUUCAAGUAUUUUGAGCGAUCAAGUACUGUACUCAUGGGGAGGUAAAGAUAUUAUGAGGAAAGUGAUUGUUUUGAGCUCGUGCGUGCCUGAUAAUAUCGACACUGAGUUGAAAUUGACUCUCAUGGAUGCAGCGGAUAAGUGUGUUUCGGUGGAGUUUGUGUUGUUUGAGCAAAGUUCGAGUCAUCUUGGAAAUUUUCAGGAGAAUAUUAAUUCUUUCAUGAGAAGUAUAUCAGAUCUUGAUAAUUUCUCAUUCGGAACUUAUCUCGCAGAUAGUAGAGUUUUUCAUAGCUUGGUAAAACGAUGGCUACAGGAGUUAAAGGAUGACAUGGAAGAACCAUUGCAAGCUCGUUUUAUCUUUAAAAGCAACCUCACAGGCUCUUUGAAUCAGAUAUUCUGCAGCUUGUCAACAUCUGUUUGUCAAAUUAUUGAUGGAUUCAGUGCUUGCGAGACAUGCAGGUGUCAUGGCUCUGUGUUAGAUAACAGAAUAAAAGACAAAAAUGUCGGAGCUUCUUGUCCAAUCACAGGGCGUGAUCUAGAAAUUUCCGAUGUCAUUGAAAAUUCUGUGCAAGUUGGAGACAAAACAGUUCUGUUCAUGCCCUCUUUUCAGAGCUCUAUGAAGCUGAAGCAAGUUUCUUCACCCAUAGACUUCAACAUUAUUGAGAGGGCUAACCUGAGCUCCUUAAGUGAAGGUCUUAUAAUUGGAUCUUCAUAUUUUGUAACUCCAUCAGCUUGUUAUGAGAUAGAAACUUCAGAUGAAAUGGACCGACCAGAGUUGAAUGCUCAAAUUUUUCAAGGGAUUUGCAGUGUUCUGCAUUCAAUGGAUCAGGGCCUGUUAUGCUCUUCGUGUUGUAAUGUAGAAACCAUGAGAGAAGCAGCCUUCCACUGCUACUAUCUUCUUCAGCCUUCAGACAAUGGGCCAAUGCUUCUCAGGCGGCUUGCAGGAUCAGAGGAAGUUUUGCCUGUGCCUGAUGCCAAUCGAUUCCUUGAUUCUCCUGUAAAUAAGGAGAUUCAGAAUUCCAUUCAAGCCUCUCUAAUGAAGAUGGAACUAAGAGACUACAAUCCAGUAAUACACGAGAGAGGAUUCCAUCAAAAGCUCAACUUGCUUGUGAAAGAGAGCCUACAAUUUGGGCCACUUCCUCCUAAACUGGAUGAGACAACAUCCGAACUAAACUCAAACGAACCAGAUUCUUCAGAAGUCAUUGUCCUAGAUGCUAUAGACUUGGAGGAUGAAACGCCACUGCUGGAUCUGACAAAUAGAGAUGACAAAACCACUGCUUCUAUUGCAGAGGAAUGGGAGCAGCUGGUUGUCAAGGAAGUUCCCAAGACAUUUUCUCCCACUUGUGUUUCCAAACCUAAGAUGGACCAGUCCGUUCUGUCCUCACCAGACAGCAACAGGCAGCUGGAUGCAAAAACUUCUAGGAUACUAGAGAGGCUGGAGUUGCCGAGACAGUUAAAAUCUAAGACAGUUUCUCCCACUAUCAUAAGCAGUCAAACACCUGUGCGAACAAAAAAGCCUCUGAUCCCAUUCCAGCCCACCAAUGCAAUAAACCAAAGCCCGACUUCAAGCCAGUUACUGAAGCCCAACUUCCAGAGGCUCAAAAGGAAACAUAAAUGAAAACAAGGCUGUUUCUACUGUGGGGGAGCAUGGUAAUUCUUGUGGAAGAGGUUCAUGAGGUUGGUUUUCUGACACCCUUCAUCUAUAAAGUAUAAACUUACUAUAGUUGACCACGCAUGAGACAGCGCACACAUGAUAUUCUGUUGUUAUGAAGGCUCAAAACAAGGACCAACUCAAUGUUCUAAAAUACCCCCAGGCUCCAUUUCGCAAUAUCUUACAACACACUGCCUGUAUUUUAUUGCUUGUUGUACUCUU
This is a messenger RNA of Populus trichocarpa (black cottonwood), 2287 nucleotides long. RefSeq lists its product as uncharacterized. NCBI's taxonomy places the organism in Eukaryota, Viridiplantae, Streptophyta, Magnoliopsida, Malpighiales, Salicaceae. The record is from RefSeq and is a predicted model, not a curated record. The transcript is spliced from 12 exons. Bases 92 to 2032 code for a protein of 646 amino acids.